Messenger RNA from Pantherophis guttatus, 10728 nucleotides. RefSeq names its product steroid sulfatase (gene STS). Gene Ontology annotation, molecular function: arylsulfatase activity. The record is from RefSeq and is a predicted model, not a curated record. Lineage: Eukaryota; Metazoa; Chordata; Lepidosauria; Squamata; Colubridae.
GAGGACUCCACAAACAAAGCAAUCAUAGACUGCCUGUUGACUUUGUGCUUUCCUUCUACAGCAGCAGGACAUUCCUGUUUGUGUGUACACACUUGCACUUGGCAGUUUUCAGAAUCUCAGUUACUAGCAAGGAGGCGGGAGAAACCACAGGCUACACCGCCGCCUUUAGCACAACGUGCCCCGGCGCACGACUGCGAAGCAAUAGUAGCACUCGGCUCCAGUCCUGCAACAAGAGGACAGACCUAAAUCCGCGGCCUUCUCUCGCCAUGAACCAGACUGCCCAGCUGGCGGAUGCAAAACAGCAGGCGUAAAUUACGCACCCAGAAGCAGACCGUCCAUGUCAAAGAUCAGGAGCAGUAGUGAACUGGACAAGGAAUGAAGUUGAUUAAAGUUUUAUUUAAUUGAAAGUGUGGUUGGUGCCACAAAAGUAAUUCCACCUUAACACAGAAGAAUGAUCAUCCUUUUCCAGUUGAUGCUUUAUCUGUGGCCAACCAACAGUGCUAUAGAUGAAAGACUUUCAAAGCCCAACAUCAUCUUGUUCAUGGUUGAUGACCUUGGCAUUGGAGACUUGGGAUGCUAUGGAAAUACAAGUCUAAGAACUCCCAAUAUUGACAAUUUAGCUAAAGGAGGCAUAAAACUAACUCAUCAUGUAGCAGCUUCCCCAUUAUGUACACCAAGUAGGGCAGCAUUCUUGACAGGCCGAUAUCCUAUCAGAUCAGGAAUGGCAAGUCUGAAUCGGCUUGGAGUCUUCUUAUUUUCAGCCUCUUCAGGGGGUCUGCCUGCUGAAGAAAUAACAUUUGCAAAGCUUCUUCAACAGGAAGGCUAUUCUACAGGUCUUAUAGGCAAAUGGCAUCUUGGUCUAAAUUGUAACAGCAGUCAUGAUUUCUGCCACCAUCCCUUAAAUCAUGGAUUUGAUCAUUUCUAUGGAAUUCCUCUGAAUAAUAUUAGAGACUGCAGGCCUGGGAAUGGAAGUGUUUUCAUCAAAGGAUUUAAAAUGCAUAUUUCCUCAACCCUUCAGAUCACUGGAAUUGCUCUAAUAACUUUGGAAGUUAUGUAUUAUAUUGGCUUUUUCAGAAUUCCACAUAGAAUGGUAGGCUACUUUUUUUUGUUGGUUGUUACAUGGGUGGCAAUCAUAUUCCUCUUCUUUAACAACUUUCGGCAUCUAAAUUGCUUCCUGAUGAGAAAUUACACUAUUACCCAGCAACCAUGGAUUUAUGAAAACCUAACCCAGAGAUUUACAGAAGAUGCCAAGCACUUUAUAAGAAGGAAUAUUGAUAAACCAUUUCUCCUAUUCCUAUCAUACCCUCAAGUCCAUACAGCUCUUUAUGCAUCACUAGCUUUUAGAGGAAAGAGCAAGCAUGGCAUAUAUGGGGAUGCUGUGGAAGAAAUGGACUGGAGUGUAGGACAGAUUCUCCAAGUAUUAAAUCAAUGGAACUUAAGUGAGCAUACUCUUGUAUAUUUCACUUCAGAUCAUGGAGCACAUCUUGAAGAAAUAUCAGACAAUGGAGAAGUCCAUGGUGGUUAUAAUGGGAUAUUUAAGGGUGGAAAGGCUACAAAUUGGGAAGGAGGGAUUCGAGUGCCUGGCCUCCUCUACUGGCCUGACGUUCUUGAGCCUGGAAAACAUAUUUAUGACCCAACAAGUAAUAUGGAUAUAUUCCCUACCAUAAUUAAACUUGCUGGAGCAUCACUGCCCAAUGACCGAAUUAUUGAUGGACAUGAUUUAAUGCCCUUGCUUCAAGGCAAUGCUCUCCAAUCUGAGCAUGAAUUUCUCUUUCAUUACUGUAAUGCAUAUUUAAAUGCAGUUCGGUGGCAUCCAAGAAACAGUAACUCUAUUUGGAAGAUAUUUUACUUCACUCCAAAUUUCAGUCCCAAAGAAUCUAAUGGCUGCCACGAUUAUCAUGUGUGCUUCUGCCAUGGACAGUUUGUCACAUACCAUGAUCCACCACUACUCUUUGAUCUCUCCAAGGACCCAGAAGAAAACAAUCCACUGACACCAGAAACUGAGAGCCACUUCCAUGAAAUUCUUCAAGCUAUUCACCAUGCAGUGCACAAUCACACCAAGUCAAUACUUGCUGUUCCCAACCAAUUUUCAUUGGGACAUAUCCUAUGGAAGCCCUGGCUUCAGCCUUGCUGUUCAUCCUUACUCCAAUGGUGUUACUGCAAUCAUGAGUCAUGAGGAAAAAAAACUUUAUGUAGAGCCUGAUAUUAUCACUGAGAAUGGUAAAGAACUCAUGUUCUUUAGGAAGAAACAAGAACACAAUGUAAUCAUAUUUCCUUAAUAUUUGCAUUAAUUGUGCUUAAUAAUAAUGUAAGAGUUACUAGAACUGAUUAAAGUGGGCUCACUUAUUUUGAAGCCCCCGCAAAAGUGGGUAAUGGUGAGACCAUAGUUUUGCUAGCAUUCACAUAGUAAUUUUUCUGAGUAAAAUAGACAUCUCUGGAACAAGAAGGCCAGACUUCUAAUACAGCUAGGCUGUUUCCUUUACCCACAAUGCAUAUGGAAUAUGUUAUAAUUCUAAUGUAAUAUUUUCUCCAGUGUAGCAUGGUGGGAUAAUAUGCUGGCUCAUUAUUUUGGUUCAUCACACAAUCAACUAUCAAACAUUAACAUCUGUCUAUCCCAGGUCCUUAGGAAGAACUCGAUAGAUGUAUAAAAAUGCCAAAUCUAGUCUGAACAUCUGGCUGACUGUGCAAUGAACUAUAAUUGAUUGCCAAAUUGUUAAUAUAGUAGUAAUUAAACUAUCAUCAAAUUUAGGUUUGAUUAGGGCCUCACAUAUUACUGUACCCAAUGGCACAAAUCUAGAGUACACUAAAUACAGCGUGGUAUAUCAUUUAAAUGCUGAAGGGGGUUCAUAGACGCAAUUUUAUUUACACAUAUGCAGCAAACUCUUCCUGCCUUAUUAGAGCAAUAUAGUUUCUGGAUGCAUAUUACAGAGAUAAAUGACCAAUUCUUUACAUAUUAAUUCAAGAGUGGGGAAAGUGUAGUCCUGGAAAUGCAUGUGAGUUCAGCCAGCAGAGGCAAUGAAUAGGAAUAGAGAUUGUAGUUAAGUGACAUUUGAAAAGCCAGUGGCUCUUUAUGUCAAUAAAUAAUAAAGCCAUGCUACAAAAUUUUUAUAUUUUAGCCUACGCUAAAUAUAAAUAUUAGCAAGAAUGGACCCUAUGCAGGUGGAAUCACCUAGGAAUCUUCACACUGAUGUGAGUGUAAAACUAUAAGAUAUGUCAACCUUAAUAGGUUGAUCCCGGACCUCCGGACCUUCCGUCGAGCUUUGAAGACCUUCCUAUUUCAGCAAGCUGGGCUGGCUUAAAAUUUUAAUGGGUUAUUUUAAGGGUAAUGGGUUUUAAUUUUUGGGAAGCCAAUUCGAUUUAAUUCUGUUUUAAAUUAUUUUAAAUUUUAUAUUGUAUGUAUUUUAAUUUUGGCUGUUCACCGCCCUGAGUCCUUCAGGAGAAGGGCGGUAUACAAAUUUAAACAAUAAAUAAAUAAAUAAAUAAAUAAAUAAAUAAAUAAAUAAAUAAAUAAAUGAAAUUGCAAGAAGAGGUUCAGUUCCUACAUAGGUGAAAGAGCUGCCCAGAAUGCUUUGCUUCAAAGCUCAUUUGGAUCUUCUGCUUCACAGAUUGCAUUAUCCAAAUGGACAGGUUUACCACAGUGUUCUACAUUAGCAUUGCUAUUCAAAGACAAGAUCCAUUUUUCAUACAUAUUCAUUCCCUUCGCUGAUAUCAUCAGACUGAUAAGAUUUAAUAAAUACAUCUUUAAUUGUGAGUCAACCAUAAUGGAUAAUAUUAUCAUCAGUUAUUAGGCAUAAUAGAAAAAUGUAACUACUAUAGUCCAAUCCCAUCAAAUCACACUACAUUACAGAGAUACAGAAAGUUCAGGUCUUCAGAUUCCUUCUGUGUCCUCUAGAUGCCAAAGCUAAAUUUAACUGUUUUUCAUGAUAAAUGACUGACUGAUAGUUCUAAGUCAUCCACACUCUUUAAACCACCUAAAGUGUACUCAGAAAACAAUUCCCACCCCACAGUCUUGGAAGGUGGCUCUUCAUAUGCUACAAAAAGCUUUGCAUGGUCCUUAAACUGAUGGAAAUUGUUUAUUCCUACUAUAUUAUUUUCAAUAAUAUAUUCCUUUUGCAGAAAUAUUUUAAAUAUUUACCAGAGCUGGGGCAAGGUAAUUUUCUGUCCAAAAUUAAAGACAGAAUGCUCCAUACUCAUGUAUUAAAUGCAAAGAAAUUAUCUUCAUCCAAGCACUUCUGUUGUUUUCAUGGGAGGAAAAGUAUUAACAUAGGAUGACAGUUAAUAUAUUUCAUUAGAUCAGUGACUCAUACUAUUACUGCUAAUUAAUUUAACAAUGUUACAUUAUUGAAUCACUUUAUGCUGUAGCAUGAGACAUGCUAAAGUAUUAAGUAUUGUACAUUAUACCUAAAAGUCUAAUUGUUUUCAGUCUUCUUAAGUGUUAAGUGGUCUAAGGCACCCUGUUAUUAAGCUGGUUAUUAAGACCAGCUGCCUGCAAUUACUGCAGGUUCGAAUCUCGCCAAGGCUCAAGGUUGACUCAGCCUUCCAUCCUUUCUAAGGUAGGUAAAUUGAGGACCCAGUUGUGGGGGCAAUAAACUGACUUUAUAUAAAUAUACAAAAGGAUGAAGGCUAUUGCUGAGCACAUUGUAAGCCGCCCUGAGUCUCCGGAGAAGGGUGGCAUAUAAAUCAAAUUUUUAAAAAAAAAGUGUAAAUCAUUUAAAAAUGUGGGUGCAAUCUUGUAUGCAAUCUUGUAUGGCUAUUCUGAAUUUUAAAGGGUUUUAUGUAAUCUACAAAACCAUAACUAUGUCUGUAAACUGCAUCUGUAUCAUUGAAAAAGUAUAUUAUAAAAAAGACUGUAAAAUAGAAAAGAUUAAAUAAGACUACGUACAUCAACAAUUAUUAUUCAAAUUGAAGAAAGCCAAUAUCUUAUACAUUGAGAUUGCUGAAUUAGCUGUAGAAACAGGAAAGCUCUGAUUGUGUGAAUGUUCCAAGGAAGAGUAUCUGCUGUAUUACCAGUACUCUGGAACAUUCUGCCCCCAGGAUGAGGCUUGACCCACCCUUUAUUCUUCCUCGGGGUUCCUGGACGGCCCGGCGGGUCUUGCGCCAUUGGAAGCGGGCGUCGAUGCGCAAACACUGCGUUAUGAGGGCGUCAAGGGUCUGAGGCGCCUCCACCCGCACCAGCUCGUCCUGCAGGUCGUCGGAGAGGCCAUCCUGGAAAGCGUCCCUUAACGCUGCAUCGUUCCAGUCAGAGUCCUGGCCCAGAAGCCGAAAUUCAGCCACAUAUUCCUGCAGGGGGUGCUUCCCUUGACGGAGGUCCUUGAGGUGCCUGGCUGCUGUCUGAGUCUUCAUGGGGUCCUCGUACAUCACCCUCAGAUGUUGCCAAAAGCCCUGAUAAUCUGCCAACAAGGGGCUAUUCUGCAGCAAUAGGGGUGUGGCCCAUCGGGCGGCAUUGCCAGAGAGGAGGUUAAUUACGAAUGCCACCCGAGCCCGGUCGUCCAGAAAGUCCUCUGGCCUCAUAGCCAUAAACAAUUGGCAUUGUCCCAUGAAGGCCAGGAACAUCUCCUGCUGCCCAGAGAACUUAUCUGGCACAUUGAUAGGGCAUUUCCGACGGGGAGGAGGAGGAGGUGGAGGGACAGCUGGAGCAUUUCCCAAAGCCAGCUGCGCAGUUAGCUGGCCGACUUGCUGCUGCAGGAGCUGGUUGGCAUCUUGCAGCUGCUGUAACUGCUGCUGCAGCUGUUGAUCCAUCGUGGUUAAACGAUGGUUUACGUUUCAGGUGACGGACAAGAUGUUCUGUCCCUGUCCCCACACACACACAAACAGCCAGCCAGGGGUUAAAGAAAUACUCAGCACACACAAGGUUCGUUAUCAGGAACUUGGCAGCAAUACGAUAACUGUCUGCCAAGUGCUUUACUACAAGAAGAGGGAGUGUUCCUCCAUCAGAUAACACCAACAAAUACACACAGUUUUCAAAACAGUCCAGCUCAAACAUGAAACCUUCAGCAGAUUUGGCAUUGUACAAAGUGACUAGCCAGAAGUUAGCUUUGUCCGUCACAGAGUCUAAAUGGCCACCACACUCUCUUAUAUAGCCUGUGGGGUGUGAUCCAGUGACUCAGCUUAAUCCCUGGCACGCCUCCUCAUCUGCUGCAAACGUUUAUCUCACCUUCGUUGGCGUGGAUCCAGGAACGACUUAUCACCCUCAUCGCUGUCAUCGGAGACACCUGGCUCCUGGUCAAUCUCCUCUCCCUUGGCAGACACCUGAGGCAUUGCCAGAGAGGAGGGGCCUGGAGAGGGAGGCCUGGCCAGCUCCUCUCCUUCAUGUUCGGAGCCUUCUUCCUCUGAUAAGAUAGGCUCGGAGGACAGAGCCACAACACUACCUUAGAAAGGAUGGAAGGCUGAGUCAACCUUGAGCCUGGUGAGAUUUGAACUUACAGUAAUUGCAGACAGCUGGUGUUAAUCACAAUGCUAUCAGUCUGCUGAGCCACCAGGCUAUGCUGUUUGGCCUGGGAAGUCAUCUACCACAGAACCGGUAGUAAAAAAUUUUGAAACCACCACUGAUCUGGAUGGUGGUUACUAAAGGAUGACAUUUGAGUGGAAAAACUAAAGUACCAUAUAAACCGAAUAAGAUUACCAGAGAAGAGAUCUGUAUGUAGCCAAUUAUCAAAGAGCUAUGAAUAAUAUAACAAUUUUGCAUUUUUUCCUAGACAUUAAACACCAUUUUUCUUUUCAAAAGUCCAAUAAAUUUCCUUUUCCUUUUCCCUUUUCAGUGCACUUCUAUUCAGUAUACUUCUCUUUUUCUUAUUCUUUUCAGUUUUUACUCUAUGCUUACCACAAUGUGCUAUAAGAGAAUACAAACACACAUUUGAUAUGACAAAGCUUUGAUAUUACAAAGCAGUUGCAUGAAAAUAAUUGUAUAUUUAUAAUGCCAUUGCAAAGUAGGGUGGUCAUUCAGCUUCAUUUCCUUGCUUUAUUUAAUCAUGGGAUACACUCUAUGCUGGGUGUUUGUUACUCUUCUUGCUAGAACUCUAAGUGCUUUCCUGCUGUUAGUAGUGAAUAGAUGCAGUAGAUAUUUAAAACUGCUUUGUGAUCUUCUAUACCUUGACUUGUUACCCUUAUGUCUAACAAAGAGUAAACAAAAAUAUUUCUUUGAAAAAAUUGCUUCUAUUUUGAAAACUUGUUGAAGUCAUUUUGGAAUCACUUUAUAUUAUUUCCUGAUGGAAAAUAGAUAACAAUAGAACAUAAAGAGUUUUUUUUUUAAAGUUUCACCAUCUCUAUGUACUUGAGUGUGUGAUCUAUGAAAAAAGCAUUCUUGUAUUACUGUUUGUAUUUGCUGUUUGUUGUUUCAAAGUCUCUAUAGUGGUAAGACAACUUCAUCUUGUUGAUUUCAAUCAUGUAAAUACCUGGCCUCUAUGUAUUUCCAUAUUUUUCUUAUAAGACCACUGCCAGAAUUAGAGGGAAGAGAAUAGGAGGAAUCUCCAAUCUGAAUCAAUAGUAGCUAGGAAAGAACUGUACCAGAUGUGUUGGAGUUGAUCUAAUGUCUGGGUUCACCUAUCACUUUUAGAAAGGGACUUUUUGGUUAGAUGUAAAAGGGUAGAUGUCUUUUUUUCAGGCCUUAUCAUAUAAAUAAAUGGCAGCAGAUACGAUUUUAAUCUGCUGUCAAUUUUUUCCAUCCUCCUUCCCUAAAACACUAAAUCCACAAAAUACAGUAUUGUGCUAAGAUUUGGCACGUUUGCUAUUGGAUGCAAAGGGGAUUUGUGCUUGUUAUAAUGAACUGAUGGGUUCAGCAUGUUAUAAAAAUGCCCACUCAUUUGAAUAUAGUUUAUGGUUACACUCCCAGUGAAAAGAUGGCCAACUGAUGACAUGCCCAGGUAAGGAUCCCUGGAGGGUUUUUCCCUGGACUGUAGCCUUUUCAACUUACUAACACAAGGAACUGACAUUCCUUUAAUUUAUAUAACUCUCAUGGGUUAGGAAAAGUCCUAGAAUUAUCCUACAAGUUCCUUCCAUAUAACAAAGGUCUGCAAGUAGCUUCAGGAGCUGGGCUUUGAAGUAGCCUGCAUGCUAACAGCUGGGGUGUGUGCAAUGAGUUCAUUGUUGAAGAAGCAGCCAUUUUGGAGUUUAUUUUUCAAAUGGACAGCAAGUUAUGCCUUUUAUUUCUUAAUCACUUUUUAAGGACUAAUAAUUUUUAUUAAGCUAAAAGAGGCUUUCUUUAGUCACAAUCUGUUAUUCCUUUUUGAAGAUCUGCACCAUUUUGGGGGUUUCUUCCUUGUUAAACAACAAGGAAGAAAGAUGCUGAAGGCAAGUUAAAAUAAGGAAGUGUGAACUAUCUUUAAAAAAAUUGAUGGAGAAAUAUAAGGGCAGAAAGUUGUAGUUCUAGUAAAGCUACCCUUCGAAUAAAGAGUGAGUUAAGAAGAUGGAGGAGUAAAUUAUUAGAGAUGUAUUUGAAAAAUCUUUAAAUAAAAUCCAUCAGUUCAUAGAUCAGCUAUGCUCCAAGGAUGUUUAAAAAAACUUCUCAAACUACUUCAGGAAUUCAAAUUCAACUUACCAACCACCAAGGCAAUUUCACAAGUAGUUGACAAUUCAGAGGACUCAAUUGCAAUUUUGGAAUAUAAACCUGACACCAAUUUUUAUUAUGAUGGUUUAAAUAUAAACCUCCCAACACAAUUAAAAAAGAGCUCCAAGAAAAUCUGCAACUUUUAACAGGACAAGUUUGGAACUUUUUCCUCAUGGACAAAGUUAAGAAAUCCUUGAGAAAAAGAGAUGCUUAUAACUACUUGACAAACAUUCUAGAAAAGAAAAAGAUUUUAUUCUAUGAAGACAAGGUGGAAGGAGUGACUGAGUCAAUUGGAAUUUGUUGUUGUUAAUUGUGAAGUCAUAUCCAACCCGUCGCGACCUCAUGGACAACGUUCCUCCAGGCUUUUUAUUGGUCUUAUAUUUGUAAUUGAAAGAAUGACUUAAUCUAAAGUUUGAAAAAAAAUCCUUUAUAUAAAAUGUUUAAGUAAUUCCUAAAGUUUGUAAAAUAUUAUUGAAAGUGUAUUUGAACGUAUACGUGUUAAGAGAAAGGGACGCGGUGGCUCAGUGGAUAAGAAGCUGAGCUUGUCGAUCGAAAGGACGGCAGUUAGCAGUUUGAAUCCCUAGUGCCACGUAAUGGGGUGAGCUCCCGUUACUUGUCCCAGUUUCUGCCAACCUAGCAGUUUGAAAGUAAAGUUAAAGAAAAAGAUGUAUUAUUUUAAAGAAAAGUUUUAAAAAGAAUAUAUGCGAGAAGAAAAAAAUAUUCUAUGAGGGCAACCUGGAGGGAGUGCUCUAAAUUUAAUGAGUUAAUUGGAAUUUUAUUGGUCUAAAAGUGAACUUUAAAGUAUAUAUGUUAAUACAAAGUUUAAAAAAGAUUAUUAGAAUGUUUUGAUUUAGAAAUUAUUUUUUAAAAAGUUCAGUGUUUUAAAAUGGAUGGGGGAAAAAAGCAUUUUCCCCUUUAAGGUUAAAGAAUCUGAAUGAAUACAGUGAAUUUUGUUAAUAUAAAUGGUGAUAGUUUAUAAAGAUUAUUAAGUGCAAAUAGAAAUACAUAUUUCUACAGCAAAGAAAAUAAAGCAGAAAUGCUUAAAUUGAUUGUUUUAUUCAAAGUGGAGAAUAUAUUUAAUUAUGUUUUUAUUUUGAUAUCACUUCUGGAUUUUGUGCUUGGGAUAAAAAAUGAAAUUUUGACUUUGGCCUUGCCAUUUAGAUAGAUUUGUUGCUAUAGAAAUGGCUAGUUAUAUAUUAAUGUUUAAAAGUAGAAAGUUGAGGCUGUAAUGUUGUUAUCUUGUACUGUGUUAAAAAGUUGGAAGUCAAUACCCUCAUAUUUUCUUUUCUUCUCUUUUUCCUUCCCUUAAUUUCCUAUUUUUAUUUUUCUUUGUAUUUUAUACAUUGAUAAAACAUGAUAAAAGUUAUGAGAUAAAAAAAAUAUACUCUAUGGUAUAUCUUAAUUUGAAGAGUAUUUCCCACUGAACUAACAAAGCUAAGAAAAAACAACAUUAGCUUAUAUUUUUUUAAAGUGUGGGAAAAUAAAUUAUUCAUACAGUGCGAUCAGAAGAAUAUAACUAUGGAGAUGCCCCUAUUCAGCUGCAAAAAUAAAAAGUCCAUCCCUACAGUUUGAUGUCAUGUACAUGCUCCAUUUUCAUGAGCUGUUUUUAUCAUCACCAUUCUGCAAAUAUUGGGAUUUUCUCUAAAUAUUCUGAAUAGCUUUCUUUUUUGCCUUGAUAAUGAUAUGUGCUAAAGUUUAAGACUGAGAAGGUAUACAUAGCUAAAUAAUGUUCAUAAAUAAUCUAAGUCUUGCUUCCAUCAUUAUUAAAAACAUGCCCAUAAGGUUUAGUUAUGGGUUUAUAAGGCAUUAUAAAAUAUUUCUAAUUUCAGCAUAUUUAGUAAGUUGAAUGUACACUACUUGUUGUUUGAUUUAUACAAUUCAUUCUAAAAUAAUAUAGAGUCUUCUAUUUUCUUUAUCAUAAAUCAAAAUAUUAUAGUACUAAAAUAAAUAUAAGCAAACGAUCCGAGAGUUCAUAUGAACCACUUUAUAAGCAAGCAAUUUAGUUGUGCUGUAGUAAUAUAUUUAAGAGAGUUUGGUAAGAAAAUAAAUUUACUUUAGAGCAUUCUAGAAAAUUAUUUCAGUUAUCACUAUUGUGUUAAACCAAGAAUUGAUUUUUUUUUAAAAAAAGUGUGCAAAUAAUUUUUGUUUCAUGCUAAUAAAAAGAAUUUGUAAAGCUGUUUUCUUUA